Morus notabilis is the source of this 3509-nucleotide messenger RNA. RefSeq lists its product as uncharacterized. Gene Ontology annotation, molecular function: glycosyltransferase activity. The transcript has 14 exons. Lineage: Eukaryota; Viridiplantae; Streptophyta; Magnoliopsida; Rosales; Moraceae. The record is from RefSeq and is a predicted model, not a curated record. Bases 175 to 3297 code for a protein of 1040 amino acids.
CUCUCUCUCUGACUUCCCUUUUACUCUGUUCACAAGCAAACUGAGAGAGAGACUGAUAAAUUCAAAGAAAAAACGCUCAACACGAAACAAUUCUCUCUCUGACCCAUUAAAGAACUCUCGAAAUUCAAUCAAAACUCCAUUUUUUUCCUUUUUUUUUCAUGGGGUUAAGCUGAAAUGGGUUCUUUGGAAGGUGGGUCCGCUACUCCGUUUAAGAGGGACCCAUUUCUCCGGUCGGCGUCGUUUACCGGUCGGAGUGACAGAAACCCAUUUUUGCAGAGACAAAGAUCGAGAUUCUCGCGGUUCUUCCUCUUCAAGAAGCUAGAUUACCUCCAAUGGAUUUGCACCGUCGCGGUUUUCCUGUUCUUCGUGGUUCUCUUCCAGAUGUUCUUGCCCGGUUCGGUGGUCGAGAAGUCGAUAAAGACUCAUAGAGACGAGGAAUUCAGCUCCGGGGAUUUGUUCUUCCUUAAGGAGUACGGAAUCUUGGAUUUCGGAGAAGACAUUAGAUUUGAGCCGUCGAAGGUUUUGGAGAAAUUUAGAAGAGAAAAUAAAGAGGUCAAUCUGUCUCAUGCAUUCAACCGGAGUAGACUUCGGUACCCGCAUAAAAAGCCCCAGCUUGCUUUGGUUUUUGCAGAUCUCUUAGUUGACUCACAACAGUUGCUGAUGGUGACCGUUGCAGCUGCAUUGCAGGAGAUUGGGUAUGAAAUUCAGGUUUAUUCACUUGAAGGUGGCCCUGUGCAUGGUAUAUGGAGAAAUCUAGGAGUUCCAGUUAGCAUCAUUCAAGCUUGCGAUCCGGCGGAUGUUACAGUGGACUGGCUAAUCUAUGAUGGGAUACUUGUGAAUUCUUUUGAAGCAAAAGACAUGUUUUCCUGUUUUGUGCAGGAACCAUUCAAGUCUUUACCUCUUGUGUGGACCAUCCAUGAUAGAGCACUUGCUACUCGUUCGAGAAAUUACACUUCAAAUAAGCAGAUUGAGCUCUUAAAUGAUUGGAAAAGAGCCUUCAACCGCUCUACUGUUGUCGUCUUCCCAAAUUAUGUGCUGCCGAUGAUUUAUUCAACAUUUGAUUCUGGAAACUUUUUCGUUAUUCCGGGGUCUCCUGCUGAAGCAUGGAAGAUAGAAACACUAAUGGAAUCAGAAAAGGAUUACCUGCGUGCGAAGAUGGGAUAUGGUCAUGAAGACAUUGUUAUUACAAUUGUUGGAAGCGAACUUUUGUACAGGGGUUUGUGGCUGGAGCAUUCUAUUGUUCUUCAGGCUCUAUUCCCGCUUCUUGAAGACUUCUCAUCAGAUGAGAAUUCCUUUUCUCAUCUCAAAAUCAUUGUUCUUAGUGGGGAUCCUACAAGUAACUAUAGCUCAGCCGUUGAGGCUAUCGCUCUAAACCUAAAGUACCCAAAUGGCAUUGUGAACCAUGUACCAAUGGAUGCAGAGGCAGACAAUGUUCUAACCGCAUCCGACGUUGUGAUUUAUGGAUCUUCCGUUGAAGAGCAAUCUUUUCCAGACAUUUUAAUUAAAGCCCUGUGCCUUGAGAAACCAAUCAUUGCUCCUGAUCUCUCCAUAAUAAGAAAAUACGUUGAUGACAGGGUGAAUGGGUACCUCUUCCCAAAGGGGAACGUUAAGGUUCUGUCACAAGCCAUAUCGCAAGUAAUCUCAAAAGGAAAGUUAUUGCCUCUAGCUCACAAUAUGGCCUCCUUAGGCAGAGCUACUGCUAAAAAUCUGAUGGUGUCGGAAUGUGUUGAGGGAUACGCUUUGCUUCUUGAAAAUAUUCUUAGGCUUCCAUCAGAAGUAGCUCUACCAAAGGCCGUAAAAGAAAUCCCUGCGAAAUUGAAAGAAAGGUGGCAAUGGCAUCUGUUUGAACCAGUAUCAAACUUGAAAAACUUGAAUACAACAACAAGAAGUUACUCAUUUCUGGACAAUUUUGAGGAGCAGUGGAAUCGUACUCAACUAGAGAGGUCUGCUUCUGUAACUGCAGCCGAUGAUUCGUUUGUAUAUAGCAUAUGGCAAGAAGAGAAACGGACUGAGAUGGAAAAUGCUAGAAGAAGGAGAGAGGAAGAACAGCUAAAAGAUAGAAGUGAGCAAUAUCAUGGAACAUGGGAGGAAGUGUAUCGAAAUGCCAAAAGGGCUGAUCGAACCAAGAACGACUUGCACGAAAGAGACGAGGGAGAGCUUGAAAGAACGGGCCAACCACUUUGUAUAUAUGAACCUUAUUUUGGUGAAGGAGCUUGGCCUUUCCUUCACCGAGCUUCUCUUUACCGAGGAAUUGGGUUGUCCACCAAAGGAAGAAGACCUAAGGCUGAUGACAUAGACGCUCCUUCUCGUCUUUCCCUUCUUAGCAAUGCGUACUAUAGAGAUAUACUUGGUGACUAUGGGGCUUACUUUGCAAUCGCAAACCGGAUAGACCGAUUACAUAAGAAUGCUUGGAUAGGAUUUGGGUCUUGGAGAGCAACAGCCAGGAUGGCAUCUCUAUCGGGGGUGGCUGAAAAUGCAUUGUUACAUGCUGUACAAACGAAAAGGCAUGGCGACGCGCUCUAUUUUUGGGUUCGGAUGGACACGGAUCCAAGAAAUCCUUUGCAACUUGAUUUUUGGUCGUUUUGUGAUGCUCUAAAUGCUGGAAACUGCAAGUUUGCCUUCUCUGAGGCCUUGAAGAAGAUGUACGGCUUGAAGCAUGAUUUGGAGUCUUUGCCUCCAAUGCCACAAGAUGGCGACACGUGGUCCGUCAUGCAGAGCUGGGCUAUGCCAACUAGGUCCUUCCUUGAGUUUGUAAUGUUCUCUAGAAUAUUUGUGGACGCACUGGAUUCUCAAAUGUACCACGAACACCACUCUACUGGACACUGUUGCCUCAGUCUGUCCAAGGACAAUCAUUGUUACUCACGGCUUCUGGAACUGCUCGUGAACGUGUGGGCGUACCACAGCGCGCGACGAAUGGUGUAUGUGAAUCCGGAGACUGGUGCCAUGCACGAACAGCACAGGUUCAAGAACCGGAGAGGCCACAUGUGGGUGAAAUGGUUCUCAUACUCAACAAUCAAGAGCAUGGAUGAGGACUUAGCCGAGGAGGCAGACUUGGAUCGCUCCCUUAGGAGGCGGUGGCUGUGGCCCUCGACUGGCGAGGUCUUCUGGCAUGGUGUUUUUGAGAAGGAGAGGAAUCUGCGGAAUCAGCAGAAGGAGAAGAGGAAGCAGAAGAGCAAGGAGAAGUUGGACAGGAUGAGGCGCAGGAAUAGGCAGAAGGUGAUAGGGAAGUUUGUGAUGCCCCCGCCGGACGACGACAUGAGAAGCUUGAAUACAACGGUGUUAAUAGGAAACUCUUGAUGAAAAUAUUGUCGACUUCACGCAUGGAGUUUGCUUGUAGAAGGAAUUAAGCUCAUUUGAUCAUUCUUUUUUGGAUUUUUAGUUCUUUUUUACCUUUUUUUUUUUUUUUUUUUUUUUUUUUUUUUUUUGGGAUGCAUGGGAUUUGUAAUAUGUUACGUGAGGGGGUUUGUAUGUAAAAAGGUGCAUCCAUCUGAUCAUUGAUACUGCUGAAU